Molecule: messenger RNA, 1956 nt
Organism: Drosophila hydei
Lineage: Eukaryota; Metazoa; Arthropoda; Insecta; Diptera; Drosophilidae
Gene: Mef2
Product: myocyte-specific enhancer factor 2
Exons: 9
Coding region: 230-1942 (570 amino acids)
Biological process (GO): positive regulation of transcription by RNA polymerase II; cell differentiation
Molecular function (GO): protein dimerization activity; histone deacetylase binding; DNA-binding transcription factor activity, RNA polymerase II-specific
Source: RefSeq, a predicted model, not a curated record
GUGAAUAAAUAUAUAUAUAUAAUAUGCCCAACGUUUGCCACAGCGACAGCAGCAGCAGCAACAAGGAGUAGGGCUAACUGCUGCCUUACAUUUCAGUCAGCCACUAAUACAAUAACCGCAGCAACAGGAAGUGGAACAAACAACAACAACAACAACAAGCAGCAACAUCAAUAAGGAAAUAUUAUUAUUGUCAACAGCAUUUGGGUGUAUCAAAUCGAAAUCUGUUGCCAUGGGUCGCAAAAAAAUUCAGAUUUCACGCAUCACCGAUGAACGCAAUCGACAGGUGACCUUCAACAAGCGCAAGUUUGGCGUUAUGAAGAAGGCCUACGAGCUGUCCGUGCUGUGCGAUUGCGAGAUAGCGCUGAUCAUCUUCUCGUCCAGCAAUAAGCUCUAUCAAUAUGCCAGCACCGAUAUGGAUCGUGUAUUGCUCAAAUAUACCGAAUACAAUGAGCCACACGAAUCGCUAACUAACAAGAAUAUCAUUGAGAAGGAGAACAAAAACGGCGUCAUGUCACCGGAUUCACCCGAAGCGGAGGCCGACUAUACGCUAACACCCCGCACCGAAGCCAAAUACAAUAAGAUCGACGAGGAAUUUCAGAAUAUGAUGCAGCGCAACCAAAUGACCAUUGGCGGUGUUACGGGCGGCGGCGGCGGUGGAGGAGGUGGCGGUGGUGGUGCACCAAAUCGACCCAUGCCAAAUCCGAGCUACACGCUGCCAGUAUCGGUGCCAGUGCCGGGCUCCUACGGUGAGAAUCUGCUGCAGGCCAGCCCACAAAUGUCCCACACAAACAUCAGCCCACGUCCAUCGAGUUCGGAGACGGAUUCAGGUGGGAUGUCCUUAAUAAUCUAUCCAUCGGGUACCAUGUUGGAGAUGUCAAACGGUUAUCCACAUUCACAUUCGCCGCUUGUGGGAUCACCCAGUCCAGGUCCCAGUCCUGGCAUAGCGCAUCAUUUGCCCAUUAAACAGCAAUCGCCGGGCAGCCAGAAUGGCAGAGCUUCCAAUUUGCGUGUCGUAAUACCGCCCACCAUAGCGCCGAAUAUGUCAGCGACAGCGGACGAUGUUGCCUAUGCAGAUCAGCGCCAGAGCCAGACGUCACUGAAUACGCCGGUCGUGACGUUGCAGACACCGAUGCCGCCGCUGGCGAGCUAUACGUUUGGGGCGCAGGACUUUUCGCAAUCGGGUGCCAUGAGCGCGGAUAUAAUGGGCCUGCCGCAGUGGCAUCAGGGUCUCGUGCAGCACACUAGUCUAUCGCAUCUGGCUGUCUCGAAUAGCACACCGCCGCCCGCCAGUUCGCCCGUCUCCAUCAAGGUCAAAGCGGAACCGCAAUCGCCGCCACGUGAUCUCUCGGCCAGCGGUGGCGGCGGUGGUGGUGGUGGUGUCCAUCAGCAUAACAGCAACGGGUCCACGGGCAGUGGCUCUAGCAGCAGCAGCACCAGCAGCAAUGUCUCAACAACGGGCGUCCUAACAGCCAUCAAUGCCAUCACACAGUUGGGCGGUGCCGGGGUUUUAACGCCCGGCGGCGGCGGUGGCGGCGGCACGAAUGGCAGUGCGGAACAGGCCACCAAUCUAAGCGUCCUAAGUCAUUCGCAACAGCAUCUGGUCAUGCCCAAUUCGCGGCCCUCCUCAACAGGUCACAUAACACCGACACCAGGGCAUGAUAAGUAUGAAGGAUAUCCGUACCGCGCGCUUAUGGGACAUAAUCCUAGAUGGAAUUUUGCCGAUUUUAUUAUCUUAAACGCAGGUGCGCCCAAUGGCGAGCAGGAUGUGCGCCUACAAGCGGUUACUGUGCAGCAGCAGCAGCAACAACAGCAACAGCAGCAGCAACAGCAACAACAGCAGCAACAACAGCAACAACAGCAACAUCAACAACAACAACAGUUGAGCGACUACGAUGCGCCCAAUCACAAAAGGCCAAGAAUAUCUGGCGGCUGGGGUACAUAGCCGGCACGUGGCGC